UGUGGUACUAAAUAUGUUAUUGGUUAUUCUUGUUUUUAAAUUUUAAUUUUGUAUAUUUUGUGCUAACAUUUUGUAUGUUUUAUACAUACUGAGACUUAUUGAUGCAGAUGGUUCUAAAAUUCAUUUAAAAUGGUAGUUUGUAAAUUUUUCCAACGAGGCAACUGCUACUAUGGCAAUUCUUGCAGAUUCGAACAUACUUACGAUUCAAAAUAUUCCUAUCGGGCACCACAGUUGGAGACAACAAAAAAUAGUCAAACUGCUGUUAAUAGCAGCAAAUCUUCUGGACAAAGCAGUUCAGCAAUAUUACUAUUUCGGAAUGCAGUACAAAAUACAUCUGCUUUUGAUAACAUAUCUAGCCAUGCAUUUUCAUCAAGUCAACCUGCUAGGCAAUCUGUGUUUGACAGAUUAGGCCCACAACCAAGUAGCGUGUUUAGCAAUCAAAAUCAGCAGAACAACCAAGCCAGAUCAAUUUUUGCCCAAGCUAACCAAAGUGUGUUUGGUCAACCACAACCAGUAACUAAUGUAUUCCCAACACAUAACCAAUCUUCAAAUGUGUUUCAAACUAAUAACCAUACUCAAAACAUAUUCCAAACUCAUAACCAACCCUCUAAUGUAUUCCAAACACAUAACCAAUCUGCCAAUGUAUUCCAAAUGCAAAACCAAUCACAAAAUGCUUACCACUCACAGAAUCAAUCUGCAAAUGCUAAAUCAGUGUUUGCCCAAGCAACGCAAAGUAUAUUUGGCCAACAACAAACUCCUAAUACGGAUGUUUUCCAACAAAAAAAUUCUACAUCAAGUAUCGCAAGUGGAGACAUUUUUCAAAUAUCCAAUAAGCCUACUUCAAAUGUGUUUGGUAUAAAUAAUAUUUCUGAACAAAUUCAAAUAAAUGAUGAUGAAAUUUAUAGUAAAAUUGGAGAACUGUCCCAAAGUGAUAUAGAUGCAUUCGAAAGUGACAACUUUAGACUCGGUUUUAUACCAGAGUUACCACCGCCGAAGCUUCUCUGUGCUAUGUAAUCUUUAUCCUUUAAAACUUCCAAUAGAAAGAAUUCUUAAAAAGUUUUACACACAACAACUAAAUGGAUUAUAAACUGGAAGUAAACUAAUUGUGCAUUGGAAUUAUAACAGUGGUGAACAUUUUUAUGACCUGCAUCUGCUGUAUUCAGUGUGCGACUUCAUUUGGGAAUUUCCUGAAACUGUUUUUUAAUAUUAAAACUAUUGUAUAAAUAAAAAAAUUAUGUUUUAUAUUGAAAAUGUUGUUUUAUUUAAGUCUAUAUAUGCAGCAAAAAAUUGGCACGC
Messenger RNA from Pararge aegeria (speckled wood butterfly), 1296 nucleotides. RefSeq names its product nucleoporin-like protein amo1. NCBI's taxonomy places the organism in Eukaryota, Metazoa, Arthropoda, Insecta, Lepidoptera, Nymphalidae. The record is from RefSeq and is a predicted model, not a curated record. The transcript has 2 exons. Gene Ontology annotation, molecular function: metal ion binding. The coding region runs from base 130 to 1014 and encodes 294 amino acids.